GGUACUUUUCUUCCUAUUAUGUAAAGUUGCUAUAGAUAUUGUAUAUAGGUGUUUAUGAUAGGUUACAUGCAUGUUAUUGGAUUCAAUUGAUUAUUCGCUAUUUUGAUGUUGGCAUCAGAUGUUGCCAUCAAUCGUUACUCCGCAAAAAGCGCUAGCAGUUGUAGCAAUAGCAGCAAGAGUACCUGUUUAGGGCGUGUAGUGGGCCCACUGCAGUAGAAGCCGAGAGAAAAUAAAUAGGGGUAUUGACCAAUAGGAAGGCAUAGAUUUUUUCUUAGUAACCAGUCGGCUCUUCGCAGCGAGACGGACGUUCUUGCCGUCCUCGGAUUUCUUUUUCUGUGAUCUCUUGGGAAUAUUACACCACUUUCUUCUUCUUUGCUCACACUUUCCCAUAUAAAUAAAUAUAUCCCAGCUAUCUCAUUUGUCUCCCUGUACCCUUUUUUCUUUUUUUGGGCGAAUCCAAUCCCAUUCCUUUGCUGUGCAUUAGGAUAGUCAAGAUGUCUGCCUCGACGGUAUCACGCCAAUUCGCCCGUGCGGCUCUGCGCACCACCGCCAGAAGCACAUUCUCGACCUCUUCCCGACAAGCAUUCCGACAAAAUGGUCGUCGCUUUUACUCCUCCGAGCCCACUAAAGCUUCGAGCUCGUCGACCCUACUUUACUUGGCGGGUGCUGCCGUCGCUGGUGGUGCUGGUUACUACUUCUACACACAAGGUGGUUCGGCUGGUGUCAAGACCUUUAAGCCCACCAAGGAAGACUACCAAAAGGUGUACAACGAGAUCGCCAAGCGCCUCGAGGAGCACGACGACUAUGACGAUGGUAGCUACGGCCCUGUCCUCCUCCGUUUGGCGUGGCACGCCAGUGGUACCUACGAUGCUGCUACCGGUACCGGCGGUAGCAAUGGUGCCACCAUGCGAUUCUCCCCCGAGGGCGACCACGGUGCGAAUGCUGGCUUGAAGCACGCUCGGGACUUCCUUGAGCCUGUCAAAGCCAAGUUUCCCUGGCUCAGCUACUCCGAUCUCUGGAUCAUUGGUGGUGUCGCCGCCGUCCAGGAGAUGCAAGGUCCUAUCGUCCCCUUCCGACCUGGUCGUGAGGACCGAGAUGCUGCGGCCUGCACUCCUGACGGACGUCUUCCCGAUGGUGCUAAGACCCAGGACCACCUGCGUUCCAUCUUCUACCGCAUGGGCUUCAACGACCAAGAGAUCGUUGCCCUUGCUGGCGCCCACGCUCUCGGUCGAUGCCACACAGACCGAAGUGGAUUCGACGGCCCGUGGACUUUCUCUCCCACUGUUCUAACCAACGACUACUACCGUCUGCUUUUGGAUGAGAAGUGGCAGUUCCGCAAGUGGGACGGCCCUAAGCAGUACGAGGACGCUAAGACUAAGUCCCUCAUGAUGCUGCCCGCCGACUACGCCCUCAUCCAGGACAAGGCAUUUAAGUCUUGGGUGGAGAAGUACGCCAAGGACAACGACCUCUUCUUCAAGGACUUCGCCGCCGUCGUUACCAAGUUGUUCGAACUCGGUGUUCCUUUCAAGCAGGACGCCGAGAAGAUCACCUUCAAACCCGUCAAUGCUUAAACGUAAUGUAAUGAAUGUGAUACCAUUUUAGAUAAAGGAGGAAGACUCGUUAGAAUGACGAUAGAGAGGAAAGAUAAAGACCUAGAAGCGACCCAUAUCGCUGGUUAUCAGAAGUAAACGAGGGUCUGAGGGAUAGCAUGAUACCUGCGAAGAAAGCGGGAUAAAUUAGAUUAUCAUUAUAUUGUUUCCAUUAGCCUAGUUGUCGGAAGGUGUCGAUGGAUGACUAUAGUUGUGUAAAUCAAAUCAGACUCAAUUCUGUUCUAUGAUAUAUCGUGUUACAGUUAUGUAGUUGUUUUGGAUGGAAGGAAUGAAGUGAGAAUAGGCAUUGGAAUAAAUGUUAAAUUCCUUGAAAUGGGAUGAUCGGUUUGGAAUCACCGUCUUCUAAUAGGUUACCAUUCUUUAGCAACCCCUUCAUAUAGACGUAAUGGAAUGUCCCCACUGCCAUGCG
Messenger RNA from Hypoxylon trugodes, 2019 nucleotides. Its product is annotated as heme peroxidase. Gene Ontology annotation, biological process: response to reactive oxygen species; cellular response to oxidative stress; hydrogen peroxide catabolic process. The coding region runs from base 495 to 1571 and encodes 358 amino acids. The record is from RefSeq and is a predicted model, not a curated record. Lineage: Eukaryota; Fungi; Ascomycota; Sordariomycetes; Xylariales; Hypoxylaceae. The transcript is spliced from 3 exons. Gene Ontology annotation, molecular function: peroxidase activity; heme binding.